UCACCAUUGGGGGAGGACUACGGGAGUGGGGUAGGAACCGAAAGGGGGGAACUAGCCGAGUCGGAAAGUUGGAAAAUUUGUAUUCGUAGUGUCCGUUUCCCAAAACACGUCUUUCUUUAAAACCACGUUACAAGAAAUAAUAAAUAUGAGGUGACAGAUCCGCCGGAACGGAAAGGAAAUGGUACUUCCGGCUGGGAGCGUUUUAAUCCCCUCCAAGGUACUUCCGGGGAGGGAGUGGGCGGGGCAAAUAUUAUGUGCGUUUGGCGGGUUUCGCUUUCAUGGUAAAUAUCUUGUGAUUCCUUAGCCCCAGGAACGGAUCAAGUAGGAGAGAACGAAGACACCCGAAGUUGAAAAAGUGUGACUCAAAACCGCCGUCCGGCAUGUCUGCGGAUUUUAAAACUUACGCGGAUCAGGCAUGUCGAGCUGCUGAGGAAUUUGUCAGUAUUUACUAUGAUACAAUGGACAAAAGAAGAAGGGCACUUAUCCGACUGUACCUGGACAGGGCCACUUUAAUUUGGAAUGGAAACGUUGUUACCGGGCUGAGCGAGCUAAGACAUUUCUUUGAAAUGUUGCCUUCUAGUCAGUUCCAGGUUAAUAUGUUAGAUUGUCAACCGGUUCAUGAGCACGCUACUCAGUGCCACUCUACAGUUCUUGUUGUGACCAGUGGAACCGUGAAGUUUGAUGGGAACAAACAACACUACUUUAACCAGAAUUUCCUGCUGACAGCCCCGAACGCUUCUAAUAAUAACAAAGUGUGGAAGAUUGCCAGCGAUUGCUUCCGGUUUCAAGAUUGGUCUAAUAGUCGUUAAAUAGGGCACAAGUCCUUAGUUCCAGUAACAAAAGUUUAUAUACAAAAUAAUACAUUUCACUAAAAAGCUUUUCCUUGUAAAAGCACUUUCUUUAAUAUUUUUGUAUUUUUAGCAGCACUUUUUGAUGCAGCUGCCAGUUUGGAUUGUUGCCCUCAAGAGCUUUAAUGCUAGUUUUUUACAUGCCUUAUAAACACAUUCCACUAAUGACAUUCUUACAGUAGUAUUAAACAUGAUCUCAGUACUAACAUACUCACUGUGAAUCCAGCCUACUUCAAAAAUGGAAUCUUUUUAUAAUAGAAUAUCAGCACAACAUAGAUCUCUGGGGAAAAAGUGGAAUUGUUUGUUACUAGCUUAAUUUGA
Molecule: messenger RNA, 1169 nt
Organism: Perognathus longimembris pacificus (Pacific pocket mouse)
Lineage: Eukaryota; Metazoa; Chordata; Mammalia; Rodentia; Heteromyidae
Gene: Nxt2
Product: nuclear transport factor 2 like export factor 2
Exons: 4
Coding region: 381-809 (142 amino acids)
Biological process (GO): protein import into nucleus
Cellular component (GO): nuclear pore central transport channel
Source: RefSeq, a predicted model, not a curated record